AUGGCUUCGUUGAAACGCGAGCGUGCGACGAGCGUCGAGGCGGCGCCCGAGGCGGCGCCCGAGGCGCUCGAGCGUCGCGUCGAUGACGACGAGCGAAGGAUCAAGGCGAACGCCGAUCGAGCGGCGAUUUACGGCGAGGACGCGCGCGCGGAGGUACAGCUGCGGUUGGAGUGCGCGAAUAGUUUUAAGCUCGCGCACGCGCACGAGCUCGCGCUCUGGACCUUGCUUCCGGAGACGGCGAACGAGUGCGUGAACCCGCGAUGGGCGUUCGUGCGGAAUAAGCCUUUAAUUGAGCGAGUGGUGAUAAUCAUGGCGCCCGGGAUGGAUCAUAAGAUGUGGUGCGAGGACGGCGCAAGCACGUGUCCGCGGUUAAAGCGGGCGCUCGGCGACGGGCUGAGGACAAUGUGCGACAGCCCGACAGCGGUGGGGAUGACGCUGUGUAAGUCGUUGAUGUAUUCUGUACAUGGGAAGCAGGGCUUAGAUGGGAACGGGGGGCGGAAGAAGUUCAAGGCGAGCACGCACGCGAAGGAUUUGUGCAAACGAAAAUUUGCAUACAAGCCGUCGCACUUUGUGCUCACUCCUGGUGACAUGAGUGAUAUGGUAUAUCCGCUACCAAAGUUGACGGAUGAUGGUAAGUUAGAGAUGGAAGAAGGAUUCGUAGCGACGCAACCCGCGGGGGAGGGGAUCGCUCGAGGGAGCGGGUAUCAUCCGUUCUUGGCGCUCGACUGUGAAUUUUGUUACACCGCGGAAGGCUUGCAGCUCACGCGAGUUUCCGUCGUGAAAGAGGACGGAGACGUCGUUUACGAUAAGCUCGUGAAACCACCUACUGAGAUUACGAACUACAACACGGCACAUAGCGGUAUCACGGCCGAGCAGAUGGAGGGAGUAACGACAACGCUACAAGAUGUCCAGCGCGAGCUUCUCGAGAUGAUUCCAUGCGAAACAAUUUUGAUCGGUCACUCGCUGGAGAACGACUUGCAUCGCUUAAAAAUCAUCCAUGCGAACGUUAUAGACACGUGUGCGCUAUAUCCGCACAAACGAGGCGCGCCCUAUCGAAAUGCUCUCAGAUAUCUCACGGAACAGUAUCUUGGAAGGAAAAUUCAGGAAGGAUCUCACGACUCCGUCGCAGACGCGCAAGCGACAAUGGAGCUCGCUCUUCUUAAGUUUAUCAACGGUCCGUCGUUUGGAGAAGUUUCGACGGAAGGAGGUGGCGUGUUCGACGUGCUUUCGACGCAUAAGAUCGAGUGUGUGAUGAUUGACUCGCCCGCGCUGUGUCGUCGUCUGCCGGCUGGUAGCGCACGUGUGGUUGAGGCACAAGACGACGCGGAGGUUAAGAAAGCGAUCUUAGAUCAAAUGAAUAGGCGUGCAUCUGCAGGCAAGAUGGCCGUAUUCGGUCAUCUUCACGACUACACCAAGGUGCUCUCCGCGGAGGCGCAGAGAGCUCACGCGCGAGAGCAAGAACCGAGCGAUAGCGAGCGCGUCAUUGCCGAUAAAACGCGUCGACAAGCGCUCGAACGCAUGGACGCAGUCGUCGGCGAGAUAUGGGAAGGCUUGCCCCCGAACACGCUUUUACUCUUCACAUCAGGCGUGGGCGACGCCCACACCCUGCGACUGGCCCAGGAGCAAAAGUGGAAGCGCCACCAGAGCAUUGGUGGCUGGGGCGCGUGGACCGACGAAGCCGAGCACGAUCUCCGUCGCCUGUACGAUCGAACAAAGCACGCCGUGACGCUCGCCGCGGUAAAGCAAUAG
Messenger RNA from Ostreococcus tauri, 1749 nucleotides. Its product is annotated as Exonuclease, RNase T/DNA polymerase III. Gene Ontology annotation, cellular component: nucleus. The transcript has a single exon. NCBI's taxonomy places the organism in Eukaryota, Viridiplantae, Chlorophyta, Mamiellophyceae, Mamiellales, Bathycoccaceae. Gene Ontology annotation, molecular function: exonuclease activity; nucleic acid binding. The coding region runs from base 1 to 1749 and encodes 582 amino acids. The record is from RefSeq and is a predicted model, not a curated record.